Molecule: messenger RNA, 4507 nt
Organism: Anguilla anguilla (European eel)
Lineage: Eukaryota; Metazoa; Chordata; Actinopteri; Anguilliformes; Anguillidae
Product: coronin-1C-A-like
Exons: 12
Coding region: 78-4220 (1380 amino acids)
Biological process (GO): neural crest cell migration; actin filament organization
Molecular function (GO): actin filament binding
Source: RefSeq, a predicted model, not a curated record
GCGACCGACGUCCAGCGACCGGCGUCCAGUGACCGGCGUCCAGUGACCGGCAGGCUUCAGUGUUCGCACUGACGGUGAUGAGAAUGGGCCAGAGACAGGACAAGACAUCGGGGCAAGGGGUGAAGGCUGGCCCCCCUGAGGCCCCGCAGGGGGGCGAGGACACCCGCCGACAGUUCGGGGACCUGGGGGGACCGGGCGGCGACAGCAGCGCCAUAGCCAACGGGCGUCCGGACUACCGUUACCAGGGCAACAAGGUCAAAGAGCCGGACAGCAGGACGGCACCUGUCUGGCAAAGCAACAUGAGCAGAGAGAGCCCCCGCCCCCAUGUCACAAAGGGCGGGGUGAGGGACAGAGCCCGAGUGGAGGAGGCGGCUCUUUUAGCCACAGCGCAGCUCCCUAACAGCCAGAACCCGGUGUCCGGAGCGCAGACUGCCUCGCGCUGGGACCAGAGCGCGGACCUCAGCACUCACAACGGGAUGACCCAGCGAGGGAGGGGCCAGGGCGGGGGAGACGGGCUCUGCCCCCUGCUCGUGCCGGGCCAGGAGGGACAAGAGAUGCCCCUCUGCUCGGCUCAGGACGGCUGGCCUCCGGGCACCCCCGCCGAACGGGGGUCAGCUUACCCCCGCCAGCCCGUUCCGUCAGCGUUAAAAAAAGCGCUGGGGGAAGGGAGACGGGCCACAGGGGAGGAGGGGGAGACGCCUGGCUCUGCCUCUGAGGGAGGCAUCUGGACUGUUUCGGGUACAGCCAGCGAGGGCUCUGCAGUCCAGAGUGGGCGGGAGGCUGGGGAUCAGGGCGCCUCCCUUUCAGAAGUUAAACAGGAUGGAAGCUUCUCUGGCCGGGACCCCGUUUUUAAACCGGGGGAUUUUUUGGUCACGACUGAAGCCAGGACUGGAGCAGCUGCUGUUUCAGUCGACGAUACGGAGUCCGGACAAAGGAGUCCGCACUCCCAUAGAGAGACUGUGAGGGAUCAACAGCACAAAGUCCCACAGCACAGAGAUCUACAACAAAGGGAUCUUCAGCACAGAGAUCUACAACAAAUGAAUCUACAGCACCAGGAUCCACAGCACAGAGAUCUACAGUACAAAUAUUUACAGCACAGAGAUCUACAACAAAGGGAUCUACAGCACAGAGAUCUACAACAAAUGAAUCUACAGCACCAGGAUCCACAGCACAGAGAUCUACAGUACAAAUAUUUACAGCACAGUGAUCCACAGCAGGGAGAUUUACAGCACAGAGAUCCUCAACAAAGAGAUCUACUGCACCAGGAUCUAGAGCACAGAGAUCUACAGUACAAAUAUUUACAGCACAGAGAUCUACAACAAAGGGAUCUGCAGAACCAGGAUCUACAGCACAGAGAUCUGUACAUGAAUCCACAGCAUAGUGAUCCACAGUACAGAGAUCUACAGCACCAGGACCUACAGCACUAUAACUCACAGCACGGAGAUCUACAGUUCAGGGAUCUACAGUACAGAGAUCUACAACACCAGGAUUUACCGCACAGCGAUCCUCAGCACAGAGAUGCACAGCAGUCAAAUAUGGCCGAUCCCAAAGAAAUGUGGAGAGAGCUCCUGUUGGCUGAUGAGGUGGUGGAGAAACUUGUCACUCAGGGUCAUGAUGUCACCAGCACUCCCUCAGCCCACUCAGCUACAGGUGAGGAGACUCUCAGCCCAGUCUUGACUCCAAACCUCAGGACUCUAGACAAACACCUUCCUAAAGAUUCAGAGACAGGGAAUAACCCGCCAGCAUCUGAAUCUGCCACACCUCCGUCCCUGUCACCCACACCCUCUCCCCUGCCAAACAUGUCCUCCCCUUUGCCAACCACACCUUCCCCCCUGCCAGACACACCUCCCCCCCUGCGCGAGAGGAGAGAAGAAAUCAUGCACGCACAGAUGGAAAGAGAGCAUCCUUUCUUCACUGAUGCAACAUCUGCGCCGUCCACUGUCCAGGCGCUCCCACUGACGGACCCAUUUGGGACGCCUGACCACCUAAGCCCCAUUCCAAAUGCGGGACCCGUGGCAGAGAGGGACAUGUUGAACCCCACCCUGCAUGCCGACCACAUCUACACUGAGCCCCGCCCACACAGAGACCACACCCCCACGGAGCACCGCCCACACAGAGACCACACCCAUGCUGAGAGCGCAGAGACAAACACACUGGCCACGACUCGGCGCGAUGACAUCACUGCCUCGGGGCCCCCGCCAAGCAGGAAUAAACCCAAGGGGCCCCCUCCGCCCGUCCCCAAGAAACCCAAAAACCCCUUCCUCCGUCCCGGGGGGGAACCCCACCUCCACACGCCCCCUCCUGUCCGAGACCCCUCAAAGCCCAAAGGGCCACCUCCGCCGGUCCCCAAGAAACCCAAGUUUUGCCCCUUCCUGCUGGGAUUGGAGCGGGGAGAGCCCCGCCCGCACCCCCUGAGCGAGCCGGACCUGGAGCUGCUCCCCGAGGAGUGGCUCCCGAGGGCCGAGCCGGAGCCCCCAUGCGGGGCGGAGGGAGAGAACGAGUGGGCCGACCCUCUGGACCAGGACCUCCUGGCCUACUUGGAGUCAGCAGAGCUACCACCCAGACCAGUCUCAGAGCUCAUAAGGGAGAGACUGCUACUGCAAGAGAGAAGCUGGUACCAGGCCCAUGACCAGAACCACGACCACAAUCACAACCACAACCAGGCCAGGCAGGGCCCGCACACAGUGCGCAGAAUGCUGGAGGACGGCCAGGCGGUGAAGGUGGCUCUGAUAAAAGAGACCUUCGACGUUCCCAGACGGACCCCUGAAAAUCUACCUGAGCCCACACCCAGGAAAAACAUGUUUCGGCGCGUGGUCAGGCAGAGCAAGUUCCGGCACGUGUUCGGCCAGGCGGUGAAGAACGACCAGUGCUAUGAUGACAUCAGAGUGUCCCGGGUCACGUGGGACAGCUCCUUCUGCGCCGUCAACCCCAAAUUCGUGGCCAUCAUCAUCGAGGCCAGCGGGGGAGGAGCCUUCCUCGUCCUGCCCCUGCAGAAGAUGGGUCGCAUUGAUAAAGCCUACCCCACCGUGUGCGGCCACACAGGGCCUGUGCUGGAUAUCGACUGGUGCCCACAUAACGACCAGGUCAUCGCCAGCGGUUCAGAGGACUGCACGGUCAUGGUGUGGCAGAUUCCGGAAAACGGGCUGGUCAGCCCCCUGUCCGAGCCGGCAGUAGUGUUAGAGGGACACUCCAAGAGAGUAGGCAUCGUCACGUGGCACCCCACGGCCCGAAAUGUGCUCCUGAGCGCCGGCUGUGAUAACAUGAUCAUUGUCUGGAACGUGGGGACGGGCGAGGCUGUGAUCCAGCUGGAGGAUCUGCACCCUGACCUGAUCUACAGCGCCUGCUGGAACCGCAACGGCAGCCUCAUCUGCACCGCCUGCAAGGACAAGAGAGUGCGCGUCAUCGACCCGCGCAAGGAGAGGGUCAUCGCGGAGAAGGAUAAGGCUCAUGAGGGGGCGAGGCCGAUGAGAGCCAUCUUCCUGGCUGAUGGAAACAUCUUCACCACCGGCUUCAGCCGCAUGAGUGAGCGUCAGCUGGCCCUCUGGGACCCUAAAAACAUUGAGGAGCCAAUUUCAGUCCAUGAGAUGGACACAAGCAAUGGAGUCCUGCUCCCAUUCUACGACCCCGACACCAGCAUAGUGUACCUGUGCGGGAAGGGUGACAGCAGCAUCCGGUACUUUGAGAUCACGGACGAGGCGCCGUUUGUGCAUUACCUGAACACCUUCAGCACCAAGGAGCCGCAGAGGGGUGUGGGAUACAUGCCCAAAAGGGGACUGGACGUCAACAAGUGUGAGAUCGCCAGGUUUUACAAACUUCACGAGAGAAAAUGUGAACCAAUCAUCAUGACCGUGCCCCGGAAGUCAGACCUGUUCCAGGACGACCUGUACCCGGACACGGCGGGGCCAGACUGGGCGCUGGAGGCCGAGGACUGGUUCCAGGGGCGCAACGGGGACCCCAUCCUCAUCUCCCUCAAGCACGGCUACGUCCCGGGCAAGAACCGAGACCUCAAGGUGGUCAAGAAGAACGUUCUGGAGAGCAAGGCCGCCAAAACAGAGAACUCGGCCCCCGCCCACAAGCAGGCGUCCCCCACCCCGUCUAUACAACGCGAGGCGCGGUUGGAGGACAUUGUGAAGGAGCUACGGACGGUAAGGGAGAUGGUGAGCAGCCAGGAACGGAGGAUCACCAAACUAGAGGAACAAAUGGCCAAGCUCUCCAUCUGAAGCCCCGCCCCCCCACGCUCACACUCUCACAUACACACACACCGUUCAGGACAAUCCAUUGGCUGGGAGAGGCUUGGGUGGGUGGGGCCAGUCACUGCCAAGCUUGACGACAGCAUUCCGCCUGGAGCCCGCCUAACAACGAUCCCUAGCAACAUUCCAAGAAGAUUGAGUUCUGUCCCCUCCGAAGAUACGAAGAUGCACACACACACACACACACAGAAAAUCACAGUGAAAAGAGUGAAAAGACAAUUUAGUCCAGCUUUUUAUUAAAAACAAGCUCAUUUUAA